This is a messenger RNA of Oncorhynchus tshawytscha (Chinook salmon), 6790 nucleotides long. RefSeq names its product glucocorticoid receptor. The coding region runs from base 1240 to 3510 and encodes 756 amino acids. Gene Ontology annotation, cellular component: nucleus. The transcript has 10 exons. Gene Ontology annotation, biological process: nuclear receptor-mediated glucocorticoid signaling pathway; regulation of DNA-templated transcription. Gene Ontology annotation, molecular function: nuclear glucocorticoid receptor activity; DNA-binding transcription factor activity; steroid binding. Lineage: Eukaryota; Metazoa; Chordata; Actinopteri; Salmoniformes; Salmonidae. The record is from RefSeq and is a predicted model, not a curated record.
GGCUGUCAACGUGCCUUUCUUCCGUCUAUCUACGGACUGUGCUGCGCCAUUGAAAUUCUGCACGUCAGGCACAAUUUGCCGUGCUUUGGCUUGAAGUUCGCAAAAUUGUGACAAAUUUUUGUCCGCGUUUUUAGUUUGUAAUUUAGAUAGCUGCCUUCACAUACUGCAGUGUCGCGUGGAACGCGCGUCGAGGACGUAGUCCAGAAAGUUUCCUUGUAUUUUAAUUCAGUGGGACGCGCUUCGUUUGUACUUUUUUUUUUGUAUCGUACUUGUUGUUUAGGCACGGUCUUCGCAAUGGGUUGUCAUUCCUAAAUGACAUUUUAUACUUUGUGGGCUCAACUUUGUUUUUUUUUACUCACUCAGUCGUGUGUUAUAACUAGCAAUUAUUGACAAACGUUAAUAAAAAUAAAAAAAAGUUAGCGUUUUGAAAGGUAGUUACGUAACGUUAGCUAGCUACCAUUGUGUGGGCGAGUUUGGCGAAACUUGUGAAAGCGAGGUAACGUUGCAAGUAAUCGAACAAACUUUAAAAAACGUGUGUUUAAAAAAAUAUAUUUUAUUUUCAAGUUUGCUUGUUUACUUGAUAAGUUUAUUAUCUCUAAAUUGAUUCGAUAGUCAAGCGGACGUGUGUUUUUGACAGAUUUUUUUCGAGUUCAGUCCUGUUUGUCUUUAGAGGGGCGUUUACCCUGAAGUGUCAAACUAGCUGCCCGGACUCAGUUUGCUACAUGUAUGUGCCAAGCUAAUAUGUAGCUAGCUAUGAUAUUAUUUAACGGUCAAUGAUUGUUCUAACGUUAUUGUACUGUAUCAUAGCAAGCUUUUGGUAAUGUCAAUGCUUAUAUUAUCCUUGAAUUUUUAUAGCGAAUUCAUGUUUUCUUGUGCUUAAUGUCUGAUUUACGUCUAGCUAGCAAGCUGAAUUCGGUGCAUUGCUAGCAAACGUACAUGGCUAAUUUUGACGGCAGCUACUUUCUUUUAAUGUUUGACACCCCCAGAUAUUUAGAUUUGUUAGAUUAAGUGAUCAGGGGAAUAACAGCGCACGAAAUGGCUAUGUCAAGGCUUUUUAACUAGCUAACGUUUGCUAUAUUUCCGUCUCGCGUGGAAAGUAGAAAGCCAUUCAGCUAACGUUGCACGAUAAAUAUUGGCUUUGAAGACUGUUCGGAAACCAUAGAUCUCAUAAUUCCAGCAAACUCGAACUGGAGAUGAACUAGCUUGGAAAACUCCCAAGUUUUGAUACAGGAUCAAGAUAUGGAUCCGGGUGGACUGAAACACAGCAAGGACAAGGGCUUGGCUUUCGGUAAACUCUCAGAGAGCAGUGUAGAAGGAAGCUUCUCAGGUGACACAGGUGGUUCCAAGUCCACCACAUCAACCUCCCUGAUGCAUCUGCCAGGCUCCAGACCCCAGCAACCAGCCAGAGACUCCGCCAACGGACUGAAUGUCACUACGACUCAGAUGGAGACAGGGGGACUCACUAUAGAGGAGGCUGAAGUGAAGGUAAUGGAGAAGGCCCUUAGAAUGCAGCAGCCACAGAAACCGCAGCAGAACCAACAGCUGUUUGAGAACUUUGCUCUGUUGGAGGCGAGUAUUGCAGAUUUGAAUCGAUCCAACACCCCAGGGAGCUCUGUACUUGGACGCCCUCAUGACCUUUUCUCUCUGAAAACGGAGAACUUCUCACCCAUGGAUAAAGACAGGCUUGACAUGGGGUCAGUCAGCUUUGGACAGUCACAGAAGGACUUGGAUGUCAACGAGAGGCUCCUUGGCGACAAUACAAUGGACAUUCUGCAGGAUUUGGACUUGCCUGGCUCUCUGUCUGACCUGAAUGAGUUUUACGUGUCUGACGAGGCUGCUUUCCUUUCCUCCCUGUCAGUGGAGGAUGUCCUGCUCGAGGACGGCAACAUGGAAACCAAGCCCAUAGACUGUAGCAAUGGGGGAAACUGUACAAAUGUGGACAGCGCGGACCAGCAGAAGCAGCUUCUGGAGCCAGGUGUCUCCAUGCCUGUCAUCAAGACGGAGGAGGAUGCUGACACCUCCUUCAUCCAACUUUGCACCCCAGGGGUCAUCAAGCAAGAGAAUGAUCGUCGGAGCUAUUGUCAGAUAUCCAACCUGGACUUGCCUAGUACCCACAACUCGGCGGGCUCCAUCAGCGGGCCGAGUUACCCCUAUGGAGCAAACACCUCGACGGCAGUGAGUCUUCAGCAGGAUCAGAAGCCUGUCUUUGGCCUGUAUCCCCCACUGCCCUCGGUCAGUGACAGCUGGAACAGAGGCAACGGAUACGCGACUGGAUCAGGGAUGUCGAGCUCAUCUUUUCCUGUCGGCUUCAACAGUCCAAAGGCAAGACCCGAGGCCAGCGGCUCUGCGUCGUCAGCCCCUGCCAAGCCCAGCGGUCCAACCCAUAAGAUCUGCCUGGUGUGUUCAGAUGAGGCGUCUGGUUGCCACUAUGGAGUCCUCACCUGCGGAAGCUGCAAGGUCUUCUUCAAGAGGGCCGUUGAAGGAUGGAGAGCACGACAAAACACAGAUGGACAACACAACUAUCUGUGCGCUGGGAGGAACGACUGCAUCAUAGACAAGAUCCGCAGGAAGAACUGCCCGGCGUGCCGCUUCCGCAAGUGUCUCCAAGCAGGGAUGAAUCUGGAAGCGAGGAAAAACAAGAAGCUGAUCCGAUUAAAAGGUCAGCAGACGACGAUGGAGCCGAACCCUCCCCCACCUGACGAGAGGGCCUGCGCGUUGAUCCCCAAGUCCAUGCCCCAGCUGGUACCCACCAUGCUAUCCCUGCUCAAAGCCAUUGAGCCGGAGGCCAUUUACUCUGGCUACGACAGCACCAUUCCCGACACCUCCACCCGCCUCAUGACCACCCUCAACAGGCUGGGCGGACAGCAGGUUGUCUCAGCCGUCAAAUGGGCCAAGUCCCUACCAGGAUUCCGGAACCUUCACCUGGAUGACCAGAUGACCCUGCUGCAGUGCUCCUGGCUGUUCCUCAUGUCGUUCGGCUUGGGCUGGCGCUCCUACCAGCAGUGUAACGGGGGGAUGUUGUGCUUCGCCCCUGACUUGGUUAUUAAUGAUGAGAGGAUGAAGUUGCCAUACAUGACCGACCAGUGUGAGCAGAUGCUGAAGAUUUCCACUGAGUUUGUGAGGCUGCAGGUGUCCUAUGAUGAGUACCUGUGUAUGAAAGUCCUACUGCUGCUCAGCACAGUACCAAAGGAUGGAUUGAAGAGCCAGGCUGUGUUUGAUGAGAUCCGCAUGACCUACAUCAAGGAGCUGGGGAAGGCCAUCGUCAAGCGGGAAGAGAACUCCAGCCAGAACUGGCAGAGGUUCUAUCAACUUACUAAGCUAUUGGACUCCAUGCAAGAGAUGGUGGGGGGCCUCCUGCAGAUCUGUUUCUACACAUUUGUGAAUAAAUCCCUGAGCGUGGAGUUCCCGGAGAUGCUGGCUGAGAUCAUCAGCAACCAGUUACCGAAAUUCAAAGAUGGGAGCGUCAAGCCACUUCUGUUUCAUGCCUUAAACCAUGACACAAUGCCUUAAAACCCCAGCCUCCCCUGCCUUCCAUGCUCUCGCCCGCCCGCCAGCCAGCCAGACCCGCCUAUUUUCCCUGCAGAUGGCCCAGGACCCCCACCAGUACGGAUUAAUGUAGAGAGAGCAUGCUCCUGAAUCGGUUUCCAGAGGACUCCGGUGGAGAAAUAGAACUUGCAAAGGAGAAUAACACAGUGACCGAGCGACAGGUCACAACCUAGACUGACCCUUCUGAAUCAAACAAAAACUGUUCUGGAGUCGUGUUUAGACCGUGAAUCACUUCAUAACAGUAGAUUAUUGUGAGAUUGGAGGAAUCAAAUUUUACCAACGAAAAGAGAUUCAUAUUUUGAAUUGAUUUUAUGCAUGCACACACCGGCUCUUUUUUCUUUUUUUACACAAGAUUAUCAGAAAAGGGAAAACGUGCCUUUUUUUGGUUUAGCUUUGCAGACUGUCUAUAGCUAUUCUUCUCAAACUGUCAAAAGCAAGUAUUUUGCAUAGGAAUCUAAUAUAAACACUUUUGUAUGCAUUUCUAUCUGUUAAUCACAAUGGUAGUUUCUGUUCUCUUAACAGCCAUGUUUAUUUUGUCAAGUGGGCCUCUUAAUGAUCCCCAGAAGGGAACUAGCGAGAGGGAGCUCCUUACGUAAGGUAAUGAAAUCUAACAUUUAUGUCCAAUUUCAUUCUCCGCAACCUUUCGGUAGUUGUUAUACUCAAAAGCAUCAAUAAUGCUUUGUGGUAUUAAUUAUUCAUAAGGAGAAUUUGGUUCCUGCCCAUGUCUGGGCUUAUGUCACAUACAGAAUGUCAUAAUUCAACAGUGGUAAAAAAGAUUCACAUUUGUUAUAGGUGAAACAUCAGUUCAACCUUUACAGUACCAGGCAAAAGUUGACACACUUAGUCAGUCCAGGGUUUUUCUUUAUUUUUACUAUUUUCUACAAAAAAAUAAUAGACCAGUGAAAAUCAGGUUGAGAGAAUGUCAAGAGUGAGCAAAGCUGUCAUCCAGGCAAAGUGUGGCUACUUUGAGGAAUCUCAAAUAUAAAAUAUAUAUAUUUUUGGUUACUACAGGGAGAUGGGAAGGGAGUUUGCAGCAGUGGCUAAUGAUUGUCUGUGAGUGAGAGAGUGAGCAAAAAGGACAGAAAGUAAUGACCUGAACAAGUUUGUUCAUAUGAUAUGAAAACGGAUGUAUUUAUUUCAAAGUUGUCAAACCCUAUUUCUUAUGAUGCGUGAAGCUGAGUCACUAUUCUCUGGGAGUUUUAAAUUCUGUAAAAUGUCACAAGCUCUUCAGUUUGGCCCCUUUUUCCACCACCUGUAUGUAUUAUACUAGUGCCAAACCAGAACUGUGUCAUUGUUUUGCUGUCCAAGCAUUAUUAUUCUAUGCUUCAGGGUGCUCAUUUUAUAAAAAAUAUUAUUGGGUAAAAAAUAAUAAGUACACCAGCUAAACGAGGAAUACAAGUAUUGAUUGUUGUUCACUAGAUCAUGUAAAUGUUUUCAAGCCAUUUUGUAUACUUGUACUCUGAGACUCUUGAACUUGCAAUGGUGUUUUGUAAUGCUAUCAAAGUAUGGUGACCUGCACAUUUCCCUGUGAAAAGGAAGUUCGCCGUCCCCGCUAGAAGUCAUUCUCUCUCUCUUGAGGUAAUCGCCACACACCAGCUUAUGCCAUGUAAAAGCCCAAAGUAAAAUGGCUUUUGGAGUGCAAGUGCAGAAUCAUUGCUAUAAGGCUUUCUACUUGGCCUUAUUCUAACUUCUAAGCUCCUUCUUCGUAAUCAUUAUGCCAGGAUUGUUAACAAUGGCAGCCAUGUGGUCUAACUACCUCAUGUAGUCAUCCUUUCAGUCAGACUGCUGGAAUGACCACGUGAGAUGGAUCCCCUGGUGAUUGCUCUCUGCACGUGUUUUGGGGGGGGAGAUUGACAUAUUUUGGUUUACUUUCACGUAGUGUUAGAGGACUGUCUCUGUUCUGGUCUUCGAUUGGUCAAACCAGCUUGAUCAUAUCCUAAUGAUCACUGUAUUGCCGUAGAUGUACGUACAUAUAGGGUAACAUCCCCUGAAGUUUUGAUUAAUACAUGUUUCAUGACAACUUUUGACAGAAUACCUGUAUAUUCCUAUACACAUGUUUUUUUUUUUCGUUUUCUUUUUCAAACAAGUUUCACUUAAGGCCUUGCGAAAGGGAGACAGAGAGCCAUAUACAAAUGUGGGUUUAAAUUCAGGAAAACUUAACUGUCAAUGCUUUUGAAAAUUGAUUUCUUUUAAAACUAUUUUCAGUAAUUUUGAAUAUCAGUUUGAUCCUCUUUGAUAUGAAUAAUUUUACUGUCUUUUUGUGCAUUUGAUGAGUAAGACAGUAAUUGUUUUAUUUUUCUGUUGGUUUGUGUUUGACAAAGAUAAAUGUAUUGCAUAUGUACUUAGAAAGUGUUAAUAUGUUGUCUGACUAAAAUAUAAAUUCUAUAAAUCAAUGGGAAAGAUUAUAUGAAAGACCACUUUGUUUUAGAAAAUGUGGGUUUUGGGAGGGAUGAAGGACUGGAGUAUAUUUUGUAUAGUGCAACAGAGUUGCCAAAGCAGAGAGAUCAGAAGUAUUCAAGCAGCCAGUUACAUUUACAGUAGCACUUAUUAUCCAAUUAUAGUACCUAUUUUUAAAUAUAUUUUGUAAUGGUCUAGGCUUUGGUCUCUUGUAUAUUGCUGUGAGGAUUAACCAGUCAUUUAAAAAUAGAUUUAAAAAAAGGUAUUUGUGUGAAAGUAAUCUACCAGAGAAUUUGCACUACCACGUUUCAUAAUGAAUAGGAAAGGAGGUAGGUCUGUACUCAAGUCUUUGCAGUGAAAGAAAAUAAAUUGUAGUUUUUCACUGCAAACACUAAAUAUUGACCUGCCUCAUUUCAGAUUGAUUUGUUUUGGUCUACGAACCACAAAACGGCCUACAAGAAUCUACAAAUAUAUGUUAAUUCACUACCUCAUCUCAACCUCAUACUGGUUGAGAGAGUAUUUUCUGUAUAAAAUACAUGCAAAUAGUAUCUUUAAAGAUUGAGGGCAGAUCAUAUUUCACUGGUAUAUGGCUUUCAUUAAAGUCUGUUCUGUUUGUAUUUCAGUUCUGUACAUGUAAUCCAAAUGUAAAGAAUAUAUACAUUGUCUAUUUGUUUACAAAAUAGUUUGUAUUACCGCUGUCAAUGUCAAUAUUUUCACCAAUUUGAUUAAAUGUUGGACUAAAAUGUCUGUAGUUCUGGUUGCUCUAGUUUCACUUCACGACCUCCUAGAUGAUUAUCAAAUGUUUCUCCAGAUAAACCUGUUCAUAAAAUAAAAGGUUGCUCAAUCA